Hemibagrus wyckioides is the source of this 3117-nucleotide messenger RNA. RefSeq names its product nicotinamide N-methyltransferase-like. NCBI's taxonomy places the organism in Eukaryota, Metazoa, Chordata, Actinopteri, Siluriformes, Bagridae. The transcript is spliced from 4 exons. The coding region runs from base 180 to 983 and encodes 267 amino acids. The record is from RefSeq and is a predicted model, not a curated record. Gene Ontology annotation, cellular component: cytosol. Gene Ontology annotation, molecular function: N-methyltransferase activity.
GAUCGGGUUAAAUGAGGUCUACCUCCCACAUCAUAUAUCAUAAAGAUAUCAAAGGGGUUCCGCACGUGCUUGCGAUUCAGUGAAUCUGAAUCAUUCUAAAGAGUCAUUUGAAAACGAACGAUUCAUCCUCGAUUUAUUUCUUCUCCUUUACUACUUACCGGAACAUUUACUAAAUAAAGAUGGCCGAGAGCUCUCAUUUCACCGAGGCGGAAUAUUAUCAGAAGAGUUUUGACUCGAGAGCCAAUUUAUUCUCUCGAGAGAAUUUUUAUUCUCGUCCAGAAGGACACUCAGACGAGAACAAUUAUGUUUCUUUUAUUUUAGGUUGCUUAAGCAGGAUUUUUUCGACUGGCGAGUAUAAAGGACGUAAGCUGAUCGAAGUGGGAAGCGGACCGGCCAUUCACACCGUCAUCAGCGCGUGCCAGCACUACCACGAGCUCGUGCUGUCGGAUUUUGUAGACGGGAAUCGAGAAGAAAUCAAGAAAUGGAUAAACAACGAGGAAGGGUGCUUUGACUGGAAGCCCAUCAUUGAAUAUGUGUGUGAACUGGAUGGGAAAAGCUCAUCUGAUGUGGAAGUGAAACUGAGACAGAGGAUAAAACAAGUGCUGAAAUGUAAUGUCCUCCUAGAAAACCCUUUCCAUCCGGAGAGCAUGGAGCCUGCAGAUUGUGUUAUAACGUCUCUCUGUCUUGAGGUGGCGUGUAAAGACAUGCAAUUGUACACAGAUGCGCUCUGUGGAGUUACAAAGCUGCUUCGUCCAGGUGGAGUUCUGGUGAUGGUUGGGGUUUUAGGAGAGACCUUUUACUGUGUUGAUGAAAUCCGCUUUUCCUGCCUCCGGCUGAGCAAAGAAAAUAUCAAAGAUGUUGUCAGCAAGCUAGGCUUCACUGUGCAGGAAUUCAACAUUUUUUCAGCACAAGAUCAGGAGACGAAGAAAGUUUCUGAUUCUGAAGCUUUCUUCGUUCUUGUUGCUUUGAAGACAAAAGGCUAACUGGUGAUAUGCUAUAUUGAAAGUAGAUUGCAAAUCCCAAAAGUGCAUUAAAAGUAAUGAUACUUAAUGAUGUUAUGGUGUUUCACAUGCAGGUUUUGUUGAAAUUGCUGCUUAGUGAUUACUUGUGCAAGCAAACAUUUUAACUUGUAGCUUUGUUGACAAUGACUGAAAAAAGAUAUCAUCAGUUAAUUCAUUCAUUUUUAGUAACCACUUUAUCCUUGUCAGGGUUGUGACAGAUCCAGGGCAUGAGGUGUGAACACACAAUGCCAACACAGGGCACUUUAUGCACACAUGCCAAAAAGCCAAGCUUAGAUUGAAUAUAUCAGAUGCUUAAAAUCUAUCAAUACAUAGACUAUGAAACCUGACAAUGAGGUUUGAACAACAUUUUAUAUCAAAGGGUCUCAAUGAUGGUAUAAUAAGAAUGAUGUGGGACAAACUAUUACACACACACACACACACAUUUAAAGACAGACAUACAUUAUGUUGCCAAACGUUUUGGUAUAUCUGCCUUUACAUGCACAUGAAUAUAAUAUAGAGUUGGCCUGUCCUUUGCCGCUAUAACAGCUUCAACUCUUCUGGGAAGGCUUUCCACAAGAUUUAGGAGUGUGUUUUUGGGAAUUUUUGACCAUUCCUCUAGAAGUGCAUUUGUGAGUUGAUGUUGGAUAAGAAGGUCUGGCUCACAGUCUCUGCUCUAAUUCAUUCCAAAGAUGUUCUAUCAGGUUGAGGUCAGGACUCUGUGCAGGCCAGUCAAGUUCCUCCACACCAAACUCACUCAUCCAUGUCUUUAUGGACCUUGCUUUGUGCACUGGUGUACAGUCAUGCUGGAACAGGAAGGGGUCGUCCCCAAACUGUUCCCACAAAGUUGGGAGCAUGAAAUUGUCCAAAAUGUCUUGGUAUGCUGAAGCAUUAAGAGUUCCUUUCACUGGAACUAAUGGGCCAAGCCCAACCCCUGAAAAACAACAUCUGAGUUCAAUGAUUUGGAGGGGUGUCCCAAAACGUUUUUUUGGUAAUAUAAUGAAGCUGCAUUCAUGAUUUCUAAUGCCUUGAUACUGUAUGGAGCUGCACUGGCUUCAUCCUAAAAUUCAACUGAAUACCGAACACGUUAAAUAGUAAGUCAGUGACAAAAAAACAAAAGCAAACUACAGAUCUGUCAUCUGUCCUUUUUGAACUUUGUACUUUGACUGAGCAGUGUGUGUUUAUUCUGUUUAACUUUAACUUUAUACUCCAAUGGCAAAAACGGAUGAAAGAGAAAAUAAACCUUGUUCACAUUCAUUACCCUGGUGGACUGCCUUUGCAUGUGCUUUGGAGGAGCAUUUGGAGUCAGGCAUGCUGAAAAAUAUCUCCCCAAAUGCAGGUGUAAUAUAAUCACAUGACAGAACUGUCACAUGACUAGUAUGCAUGAAUCUCCAGUCUGGGCUACACCGAAAUCAGCACCAGCCUCACAUCAACAUCCUAUUCUUUUGUACACUGUCUUGUGCUUUCUAUUAAGAUGUUUCUUUCACUUUUUGUGCACAGAACCAUUAGGUCUCUGUUUUAAAAAGAAAAAACACUUUAGAUGAUUUUGGGAACACAGCAUUGUUUUCCGCACGCGCCGCUAUUAAAUAAUCGGUGAUGAAAGUCAACAAACGCGACGCACCUACGCACACCACGCCCCGUCGACGUAUUUACGUAACGGACGUAAUCGAUUACUUUGACGCGUCGUUUCAUCCCCGGCACUGUCCGGUCACUGUACAUCAUAAAGAUAUCAAAGGGGAAACACUUGGGUAUCGCACGUGCUUGCGGAUCGGUCAAUCUGAACCAACGAUUUAUUUCUUCUCCUUUAUUACUAGUUACCGGCACUUUUACUAAAUAAAGAUGGUGGAGAGCUGUCUUUUCACCGAGGCGGAACAUUAAGCCUACAUGAAUGAUUUUUAUUCUUGUCCAGAAGGACACUCAGAUGAGAAGGACUAUCUUACUUUUGUUUUAGGAUGCUUAAGCAAGACUUUUUCGACUGGCGAGUAUAAAGGACGUAAGCUGAUCGAAGUGGGAAGCGGACCGACCGUUCACACCGUCAUCAGCGCGUGCCAGCAUUACGACGAGCUCGUGCUGUCGGAUUUUGUAGACGGGAAUCGAGAAGAAAUGGAUAAACAACGAG